Cyphellophora attinorum is the source of this 1017-nucleotide messenger RNA. RefSeq lists its product as uncharacterized. Bases 1 to 1017 code for a protein of 338 amino acids. Gene Ontology annotation, molecular function: glycosyltransferase activity. Gene Ontology annotation, biological process: protein N-linked glycosylation. The transcript has a single exon. Gene Ontology annotation, cellular component: Golgi membrane. The record is from RefSeq and is a predicted model, not a curated record. Lineage: Eukaryota; Fungi; Ascomycota; Eurotiomycetes; Chaetothyriales; Cyphellophoraceae.
AUGAGCAACGGCAAGCGGCUGCAGACCAUCAAUUUCAUCUUGUUGAUCGUACUUGGGUUCCUGAUACUAGAAUCAUUAUUCCAUCGACAGACACGGUUGGACACCACGAACGAUGUUAUCGACUACGUCGACGCAACGGCAUCUACGCCCCGGGAGUCGAAAUCAGCGACGGUAGGCAAGCUCAUGAUGCAGUAUGGGCCAGUCAAUCCAAUGUACGAGCGAGCGCUCGCAACACAUGUACCGCACAAUCAACAACACAGCUAUUCGAUGUCCGUCCUCCGCCAGACAACAGCGGGACCAUUAUGGUCGAAGCCUGCCUACAUGCUACAGCACGUCCUGACUGAGCUCGAGAAGCCAGCCGAGUUCCGCCUAAAUUGGCUCUUCUGGUUCGACAGCGACAUCGUCUUACUCAAUCCGAACGUGCCACUGGAAGUGUUCCUGCCACCGCCAACCCCUGACAAUCGGUGGGAUCACAUCCAAGCCCUCGUCUGUCAAGAUAGCAACGGCCUCAACACCGGUGUGCUUGCUCUCAAAGUGGACAUAUGGGCCGUGAAGUUCCUCGCCUCCACAUUAUCAACAAGGGAGUCUCAGCCCAACGUCGAGCUCAAGUAUAAUGAUCAAUCCGCCAUGGAGUUCUGGUUGCAAUCCAACUUGUUCCGUAACAACACCAUGCAUGUACCGCAGCGAUGGUUCAAUGCGUAUCCUGGCAAGCGUGGCACAGCGUCAGGCCUUCCAGAUCCAUACCUGCCACAGACAAGGUGGCAUGCAUAUGCUGUGAGGGAAGGAGAUCUGGCCGUGCAUUUCGCUGGCAAUGGAGAGACAAGAGCUCCGAGGAUGCUGCCAUGGCUUGAUGUCGCGGAGAAACGACUGACGAAGUGGGAGGUGCCGCUCAAUGAGACUGGGUUGGUGGACGAGGUCAAGAAGUUCUGGGAGAAGGACGCGGUCUGGGAGUGGGAGCGUGUGCAGGUGCUGCGCGAGCGGUCGAAUUACAAUUAUACUACGCCGCCGCGGGAAUGA